GCGACCGACCCAGCUUUGGAUCGGGCUAGUCGAUAUUUCUACCACAGCAGGAGCCGUUUACAACAUGCAGAUGAUACAGCAAAGGUUUCAUCAGGCACGAGUAGUCUCAUGCAGGCAACUGGCGUGCCCAAGGGUCCAUGGUAUGGCACAGCCACUUGUGGUGCGGAGCGCGAAUAAUGGCGCACCGCAAACAGCCGAGCAACCAUCGACGUCGACUGGGGCUGAGGUUGAUCUCGAGAAAGAGGUGACCAAGUUAACCAGGCAGGCAGCAGGGACCUUCGCGCCCCGGUCGUCGACGAAGCAGAAGAACCCUGCGGUGAAGGGCAGCGUACUGUACGACAUCUUUGAAUACCAAUCAUGGAUCUGCCUGGUGGCCGGUGGUCUACUUUCCUUUAAUAUUAUCUGGCCAACCGAUGAGCCAAGCAUCCCUCGUUUGCUGGGCAUGUGGUCCAUCUGGAUGUUUACAAUUCCUUCGCUUCGUGCCAAGGAGUGCACAGCCAAGGAGAAGGACGCGCUUAACAUCCUGUUCCUCCUGGUGCCGCUGAUGAACGUGACGCUGCCAUUUGUGUGGAAGAGCUUCGCAUUCAUCUUCACGUCCAACGUAAUUGCUCUAGGCGCUGUCUACUGGUGGAAGGGCGUGUGGAAGGAGGUAUACGGUCUGCCGUUUGCGUACUCGGGCGCUGUUGAAGCGCCUGCGACGGUAGCAAGAGAUAGCGGCAGCAGUGAUGGCGCGGGUGGCGGCAGCGAUGGCAGCGCUUAAGGAAAGGCCAACGUGGAGAAAUGGCAUUGGGAUUUGCACUGUAUAUAUAACCUCCCUGCGGUGCUCCUGAGUUACACGGCUUUCAGGGAUAGGGCUCGCUGUGUAACGACUCGACGGGAAUUCCAAUGCUGCGAUCCGAGGGUUAUUUGUAAAGAAUAAAUUCCCUGCAGGAUUGUAAAGCCAGGGGAGCUGCCAUACCUACCUUUGCGUGCACUGGCCUAGUGGGAUAUAUGAAGUAGGCCAUAUGAAAGCUACGUACUGGUUGUUCCCCGAGGCCUUGGACGGCGGACAGUACUGUUGCCUGGCAGCUGUUGGGACCGGCACCGGGCCUUGAAUGUGAUCCGGGUUUGCCAGGGUGCAUUGGCUGAAAAAUGGCUUAUGUUGUGAAGCAAGUUCGUGGUGAUGGUUUAGGCCACGUUAUUGCGCGGAUUACAUAUCUAGUAGAAUGACCCGAAGGAUGCAAAUGCGUGCAGGACGCACCGCAGCGCUGAAGUACGGCAAUAUGUAUUCCAGUCCUGCCGUACGGAAGGGACCUAGGUGUAAAGCAACACGCACCCG
Molecule: messenger RNA, 1318 nt
Organism: Volvox carteri f. nagariensis
Lineage: Eukaryota; Viridiplantae; Chlorophyta; Chlorophyceae; Chlamydomonadales; Volvocaceae
Exons: 4
Coding region: 65-760 (231 amino acids)
Biological process (GO): defense response
Source: RefSeq, a predicted model, not a curated record